AGUUGGGAAGAGAUGUCAAUAUGGGUGAAGUUUUUUUCAAAACACAUACAAAGCCGGAUGGUUCUUAUGUUGAUGGCAAGGCAGAGAAAAUCCAUCAAGCUUAUCAGUAGAAGUUGCAAGAGAAGAUGGCUGAGCUCGAGGCAGAUUCAACUCUUUCAGGUGGUACUUCACACCGUCAAGAGCUCACCAGCGAUGAAUGUACUGCCAUCUUUCUUGAGUGCACUGAGAAGGAUUUACGAGGAACUCCUUAUGGUGUUGGAAGCCUCAAAGAUACUCUUGGCAAGGGCAAUCAACCAUCACAGACCGAAGCCUUUCUUACAUUGCAAGAGCAACUAAAGGAAGCCCAAUGUCAGAUUGAAGUUCAGGCGACUCUCAAUGCUGAAGCUGCUGCUCGAGAAAAAGAGACUCAUCUCCUUGUGGCUAAGCAAAAGAGCGAGAUUAAAGAGCUGACUUUGAUGGCAAAGUUCAUGCGCCACACUAAUCCAGCUUUCCUUGAGUUUAUAGCCUCUCAAUCAGCUGAGGAGGACAAUCUUCCAUCAACAACUCCAUGAUCAACUCCAAUAUGGUUCAUAUUGUCUCUUAACUCAUGAACUAAGCUCUUUCAUUUUGUUUGUAUGUGUUAUAAAC
Molecule: messenger RNA, 627 nt
Organism: Camelina sativa (false flax)
Lineage: Eukaryota; Viridiplantae; Streptophyta; Magnoliopsida; Brassicales; Brassicaceae
Source: RefSeq, a predicted model, not a curated record